CGAUGCACUGCCAAGGUUCCGCUGUUUUUGAUCAAGGUUGAUCGUAUGCUGCUAGAGACACAUAAAUCGGCUCGGCUUAGCUGCAGUUCAUACGCGAGCCAAGUAGCACUAACCUGCAUCGCGUACUGGUAUUUCUUCCUGAGUUCAACUUGAUCCACUGGGUCAAAGCCUGCAGUUGUGACAAUCAGUGGAUUCCCAAUCUCCCAAGGGUGGGGACUGCAUUGCGAGCACAAAAACCAUUAAGUCUGAAGAGAACGACGAUGACGAUCCGUGUUUCGCGAAUGACAUGUUGAAGCGUGUCAAUGCGUCGGCUAGAUUCAGUUUCGUGACGUAAGCGUGUGGCUUACGGUACCCAUAACCUACUGCUCUCUGAAGAUUGUGCGCCUGUCAUUUUUGCCACUGCGCAAUUGUCCAACAUCUGAUGAAGUCGUCUUUAUUCGCCAUCUCCACGCUUCAGUUCGUCGCUCGGCGCUGUAAAUACUACGCGUUCAUCAAUGCUUUCAUCUGCAGCGUCGCUCUGAGCAGCUACAUGGCAGUGUCGUCUAUCGAUCGAGAGGUAGAAUCUCCGAUAACGUUAGUGCAGUUGGCAGUGGUCUACGGCGUAAGUUUAUUGCGGAUCCUGGCGAUGAUCAAGUGGUUCGAGUGGAUCGCAACCAAGAAGGUGCAGAUUAAUGGUGGCAAGCGAGUGAAGCUCACACACAAGCAGAUUAGGGCCAUCUACUUCCGUAUCCUGUGGCUCGUGGUGUCUACAGAAUGUGUGUCCUUCUGGUUCGCGGGGCAGACUGUUGUACCAAUACAGGACAACGUAACUUGGCAGUAUUUUGUGCUGGAAUAUGUGUCCUUCAUCCCCAAGUCCCUGGUGUUUGAGGUCAUCUUCGACUUCUUCCAUUUCGCGAUGCAUUGGCUUUGCCACUACAGCUCGUGGCUCUACAAGAACGUGCACAAGCAACACCACCUGCACUUGCACCCAUGCCCUCUGUCGACGUAUGAGCAAGACGGUAUCGACUUAUGCCUCACGAAUGUUCUGCCGUUCUGCCUGGCGUGGACGCUUGGCUUCUCUUUCUCGGUUUUCCAGCUGCAUCUGCUGUUUGCCUACAAAACGUACGUGGAAAUCGCCGGCCAUUCCGGUUUGGACAUCAAAGGGUUUUCGUUCCCUCAGAUGCCGAUAGUGAACAAUAUCACAAGUAUAUGUCUCCGGGUGCAUGACCACGACCUCCAUCACACUCAUCCACGUUGGAAUUUUGCCAAACGGUUUUCGCUUUGGGACAAACUUUUUUGUACGUUCCGCCCUGGCAAGCCGCUAUCGUGAGCUAACCUGGUAAGCUAAAAUGGUAUGAGUGCUACGUUUCAACGAGAAUAUAAUUGUGAAGCCAUUUUCUAAUCUGUAAGAAUAGCUAUUCGUAAAAUUCUAGCUAGCACUUUACCCUUUUAAGUAGACAUAAGACGGAAUGCCAGCAUUCUGUAAGCACCACCUCUCUACAGUUUGGAAGGCGGCGCAAGUUGAGCUCCAAGGUGAA
Messenger RNA from Phytophthora nicotianae INRA-310, 1517 nucleotides. RefSeq lists its product as hypothetical. Lineage: Eukaryota; Oomycota; Peronosporomycetes; Peronosporales; Peronosporaceae. The coding region runs from base 422 to 1309 and encodes 295 amino acids. The transcript has a single exon. Gene Ontology annotation, biological process: sterol biosynthetic process. The record is from RefSeq and is a predicted model, not a curated record. Gene Ontology annotation, molecular function: C-4 methylsterol oxidase activity; iron ion binding.